UAGUUGAAUGUUGAAGGUUGAAUGUUAUAUUAUUGUUGUGAUCUUGUGAACGUGAAUUGUGCGUUGUAUCAGAAUAAACAGCUUAAAUAUUACCGAUAUAAUAAUAAUUAAGUUAUUUACCUCUUCUGUUUUAACAUUCUACAUAAAUAUGUUGACAUAUUCAAUUAAUUUCAAACUGAAAUAAUGGUCAGUUUAUCAAGAAGCUACAAUACAAAUUCUGGAUAAUCAUAUUUCAGGGAGCUACGUUCUUUAGUGAAUCUGUAAAUAUGGAAGACAGGGAACACCUCCAGCCAAUAUUAGAAUCCUAUGGAGUUUUCAAACCUUUAAAUACUAUUCCAGCAUUUGGCAUUCAUUUAUUAUUUACGUUAGCACUAGAUAUAGUUUCUAUUGUAUAUGUUGUACUGCAUCCUGAUGAGAAAAGUAAAUGCAAGGAAUACUUUAUAGUAAUUUAUAUACAUAUUGGUCUGUGGUUCUUAACAUUAGUUGUUGAUCAGAUUGUCAAAAUCAAACACCAUCGAGUGAGAUUAAACGGCUAUUUAGAAUUUUAUCAGAAAAUACGAGUACAUGCCUGUCUUCCCAUAUAUAUUGUUAGUUUAUGGAGUGUGAUAAUAAUGUUUGUACAAACAUUAAUGCAGCAUUUCUAUCCAGAUAAUUUUGCAGAGAAAUGUUUACAAGGUGGUGUAAUGUCUCCCGUUGCCUAUAUUUGUGCAUUAAUUACACUUGAAUUCUUUAUAAUAGCUGGAAUUAAUAUAAGUUAUAUGUUAAAAGUUAGUAAUUUUAAUAAAAUACGCCCGCCGCCAGAUGUACAAAAAGAAGAAUGGACUGCCUGUACAUCUCCAGAAAAUUUUAGUCAAAAUGAAAUUGGAUACAAACAACUAGGAGAUAAAGUGUAUGAUUUCUUAGAAAAACAAGCCGACUUAAUACGACAUUUAAAAGAACAUAAUGCAAGAUUAGGAGAAAAAUUAAUGAUUUUAAGUGCUCAGUUGCAACAAGCUCGAAGAGACAGGGAUGGAAAUUAAUUGGUCCUUGUAGAAUAUACUAUUUAGAUCUGACAAUUCUCCAAAUGUAAAUAUAACGAUAAUGAAGUGCUAAUUUAUAGUGAGAUAGUGACAAAUUGUCCAUAAAUAAAUCCGCGGAUUUAUAUACGAUUAAAGUGAUAUACUUUCGUGGAACUAAAAUACUUAUAUUUACUGGAAAACUAAUAUAUAACAUUUUCACACCCCAUAUUAAACUAUUGAAGAAUUUAUGAUUAGGAUUGAAUUUUGCAUAUAAAUAUUUUUAUGCCUUCCUAUAGGAAUUUAUAUUUACAUUGGUACUUUUUUUGUGUAUUCUGACUGAUAAUUAUGGAAGAGAGUGAAGGGAAACCUAAAACAUGGGUUUAAAAAAAAUUAGCCAUACACUGUUUGCUGCUCAGCAAUUCUUUAAAAGUUGUUCAUUUGGCAUGUUGACAUUUAAUUUCUGUGUGAUUAUUUACAAAGAAUUAAAAUUAUGGUUUAAUUUAUUGUGAGGGUGUAAUACAGUAGAACCCCAAUUAUCCGUGAUGAAAACAUUUAUUUUUUACAUAAGAAAAGGAGCAAUACAUAGGUAAACAUGCACAAAAUCAUUGAAAAUGCAAUUUACAUACAUUUAUUUUUAAGUACCUAGUUAUACUUUUUAAACAGUCAGUCAUUUUGGUCCGUAUUUAACUUUUUCUGUUUUUCUUUAUUUUCUGACGUAUUUUACGUAAGUUUAAAAUGUCGACUUACUCAAAAUAGGCUAAUAGAAUAUUUGCAACUUCUGCAGAUUAGAAGCGUUAGCCACAACACAUGAUGUUAUAUGGUCUUUACUGAACAAAAACACAAAAUAAUGUAUCACUUCCUAGAUAUAGCACGGAUAAUCCGCAUCCCGGACAAUCCGCACAAGGGUAAUCGGGCUUCUACUGUACUCAAGUUUUAAUAUAUAUUAUUUUUGCGUCAGGCUUAGUGUUAGUACCUAGAUUUUAUAAUAUAUGUAUACUAAUGAAUGCCGAAUAACUGAUAGUUACCACAUUUUAUUUAAAAUAAAAAAUAAAUGCAGCUUUGUUAUACAUUU
This is a messenger RNA of Anoplophora glabripennis (Asian longhorned beetle), 2070 nucleotides long. RefSeq names its product transmembrane protein 192. Lineage: Eukaryota; Metazoa; Arthropoda; Insecta; Coleoptera; Cerambycidae. Bases 267 to 1019 code for a protein of 250 amino acids. The record is from RefSeq and is a predicted model, not a curated record. Gene Ontology annotation, cellular component: lysosomal membrane; late endosome. The transcript is spliced from 5 exons.